AUGACAGGGAGGACACUGAAGUCUAUCAACACGGGUGUCAUAAAGAAUCCAAACUAUAUCCAUGUCACCAGUAAUAACAACUUGAUAGUCAGUGAAGCAUCAGUAAAAUCCCUCGUAUCUGUGACCAGUGAAGGAGAAGCUGUUUUCACCUACACUCCCACAAGGGACAGAGCUCUGAUGUAUCAACGGGGUAUCACAACAACCAGCACAGGAGAUAUCCUGCUUGUAGACCGCGACUCCCACAAGGUGAUUCAGCUGACAGCGUCAGGGCAGUUUGUCAGAGAUGUCCUCACACAACAGGAUGGUCUGGAAGAUCCUCGUGGUAUCUGUCUUGAUGGGGACGGGUUUGUGUAUGUUACAUGUAGGCGAUAUGUAAAGGUAUUCAAAUUGAAAAAGCGACGUCACGUGACACACACCACAACCAGGAAGUGGAGCGGGGACAGUCUGUCGAUUGACGGUGUUGUAAUUGUGAUAAUGGCGGCUGCCAAAAUAUUGACAGACAACCACCUUACCUGUGUCAUCUGUACUGAGGUGUUCACAGACCCUGCCACACUUCAGUGUAAUCACACAUUCUGUAAGUCCUGUCUGCUGAAAUACACCAACACACAGCCUGAAGCAAUACAAGCCAAGUCCAUCCCAUGUCCCUCCUGUAGACAACUGACGAAGGUGACCACCUCUGACAGUCCAGUAGAGGAGUGGUUCAGUCAGCUGAAACCAAGCCACGUCAUACAGGGGCUGAUGGACGACUUUGGACCAGGGAGCAAAGCGGCCCUUGUAAAUAUCUGCAGUGUUUGCAAAACACAAGGGAAGACAACUCCUGCCACCUCGUGGUGUUCCGUCUGUGACGAGGUCUUCUGUGAUGGAUGUCUGAAGAUGCACAACAUGAUGACGAUGUUACGUGACCAUGAAGUUGUGGGCGUGUCUGAUACCACAAAAAGAAAAGCCAAGCAACGCUUCAUGUGUAAAAUCCACAAAGACGAACAGAUCGAGUUGUUCUGUAAGGAUUGUAGGGUGGCCAUUUGUCAUAUAUGCUGCAGUAUAAAACACAGGAAAUGUGACGAUGUUGAUACUUUAGAUAACAUGACCCCUGUAAUCAGAGAACACCUGUCAAAUCAAAACCAAGAACUGAAAAUCAAAAUGACAACUUCAGAAAACAGAAUAAUUUUCAGGAAAUCUCAAAUUGAAGAAAUAGAGUCCAAUGCGCAAAGUAUAAAAGAUGAAAUCAGACAAUUACGUAAGAAAGUGGUAGAAAUUAUUUUACGGAAGGAGAAACAACUCCUUGAUAAAGUCGACCGAUCUUCCGAUGAACAAUUACAGGAAUUACAAGCAGAAAUAAAAUCCCAGGAGAUUGAGCUGCAGAUGUACCAGCAACAGUAUGAGUUCACAGCCAAUGCUGUGACGUCCAACUGUGAGAUGGACAUGUAUGCCGUCUAUGAGUCAGUGGGUGAGUUGACAGACAACAGACACACGGACAACCGACCAGCACCAGGAAGGGUUGUAUUCACUCACGACAUGGACAAGCUGAGUAAAGCAGUGGAUGAACUACAGCUAGGGAAGGUUGACGUUGUCGGUGGUGUGAGUGACCACCAGUCUACCCCUGUUCUACAUCACACUAUUGACUGUAAGGCAGAUAAUGACAAUGACGAUCCUUAUUUGUAUGACGUCACAGUGUUGACUGUUGAUGGUAUAAAAGUAACAGUAGUUGCAGAUAUCACUAACAAAUGCAUCAAAACAUAUCAAACAUCAAAAUCAAACACACUAAGUAAUCAUCUACUACUUUCCUUUUGUCCUCAUCAAAUAGCAAAGCUAAGUGAGAGUCGGAUAGCUGUCUGUGUUCCGGGCAGUCGGGAAAUAGUUACAGUGGAUGUUACUCCAGAUCCUGUAUUGUUGUCAACUAUCAAAACAGCUAAACAGUACUACGCUCUAGCCUGUCUGAGUCCUUCACAGCUGGUGGCAGGUACAAAUAGACAGUCUCACUCUGUGGACAUACUGGACAUGACAGGGAAGAUACUGAAGUCUAUCAACACGGGUGUCAUAGAGAAUCCGGACUAUAUCCAUGUCACCAGUAAAAACAACUUGAUAGUCAGUGAAGAAUCAGUAAAUUCCCUCGUAUCUGUGACCAGUGAAGGAGAAGCUGUUUUCACCUACACUCCCACAGGGGGCAGAGCUUUGAAAAGGCCACAGGGUAUCACAACAACCAGCACAGGAGAUAUCCUGCUUGUAGACUGCAACUCCCACAAGGUGAUUCAGCUGACAGAGUCAGGGCAGUUUGUCAGAGAUGUCCUCACACAACAGGAUGGUCUGGAAGAUCCUCGUGGUAUGUGUCUUGAUGGGGACGGGUUUGUGUAUGUUACAUGUAGGCGAUAUGUCAAGGUAUUCAAAUUGAAAAAGUGAGACGUGUUUCAAAUAUACUCUUAUAAAAAGUAGGUGGAUUUUAUUUUUCAUUUACGAUUGAUAAAGCUGGGAGAUAUAUCGGAGUAAAUCAAUGUUGAUAUGAUGAUAAUGAACAUUUUAGUGUGCAUCGCCACUUGCGCUUCCUGAUGACCAUAGUUUGUACAGUAAUCCCUCUAAAAGGAUGAUUGGUGUAUGAUGUGAAAUUUGCAUGUGUAUGCGAUUUGCAUUCAGUUGUAUGUGAUUCCAGCAAACAACUGUAUAACAGAUGCAAGAUGAUUGUCAAAAACGAUGGUCUACAGUGAUUUAUCGACUAGCUUUGAAAACCGUCAAAAUCCAGAAUGACACCCGAUGCACGUGUAUGGGGCUACUGCGUUGUGCACGCAUCCCAUAAUUGUAUGUUUAGGGUUGGUGAUCAAGAGAAAUGGCUGUGCGUUCAUAAGAUGUCGGUCUUUGAAGCUUUUCUUGACUCUUGUACUUCCUAUCUAAAUUUAAAGUUCAGGUUCCCCUGCUUUUUUUAAGAGUAUGUGAACAUAAUUCGAUCACACAACACAAUAUCUGUUACAGGCCAACUUCUGGUACUGUUUAUGGCUUUUCAUGUCAUUCAUAAAGUUAGCACAUUGACCAAACACUGGAUCUCAUGUCUUAUAGCAAAUAGUUUUAAUCACAGAUGGGUGAGACAAACGUUGAUGAAGAAAACAGUAACAAAUAUCCAUUAUUAUCAUUUUAUUCUUCAUUUUUUCAAUGUCCAAUGUGGUUUAAGUGACUCACGAACUGUCUAUCCGUAAAAUCGAAUUUAUAUGUUUUUCUGCAUUUCUAUAGGAAUGUUUAUGUAUUAUGAAUAUUCAAUAAAUAUACUGCUAAAACUCA
Messenger RNA from Haliotis rubra (blacklip abalone), 3261 nucleotides. RefSeq names its product E3 ubiquitin-protein ligase TRIM71-like. Bases 1 to 2394 code for a protein of 797 amino acids. Gene Ontology annotation, molecular function: zinc ion binding. The record is from RefSeq and is a predicted model, not a curated record. The transcript is spliced from 4 exons. NCBI's taxonomy places the organism in Eukaryota, Metazoa, Mollusca, Gastropoda, Lepetellida, Haliotidae.